CCAACUUGGCACUUCAAAAUAAGAAAAAAAUGAAGUCAUCUAUAAUUUGGACGAUUGUGUUUCUUUUGCUAUUUAUUCAGUUGAUCAACAGUGAACAGGAUCUAACAUUCUCAAACUUUGUGGACAAAUUUAAUAAAAAAGCGGCCAAAAAAGGUUUCAAUAUGGGAUCAAGGUUACUGUUCAUAGUCCAAAUUUCAAACACCGUUGACAAGCUCAAAAAGAAACUUGAAGCUCCACGAAAAGAGUUUAUGAAUAGCAAAAAACUGAGAGAUCUUUUAAGAAGAAUUCCAAAUGACUUAACAGUUAACGUGUUUGAGCCGGCUGAGAUAAAUGCUAGAGGUUUUAUUGAACAUUCUGUUACUUCCAUUAAUAAUAGCCAGAUAGUUGACAUUCCAAAUGCCGGCAAAGAAGUUUGUUCUGAAAUUGCAGUUAAGCCACCCAUUUUCUACGACAAAGUUUUUGACAAUUGGUUCAAGGUAUGGGAUCACGAUCCCAUUAACGCGGAACAUGUAAGAGAAGUCGAAAAAGAACUGAAAGAUAUGACAAUCAUAUAUGAAAGUCUGUUGAAUAGAUUUAACGAAAUAAUGAAGUCAGUGGAAGCAGCAGAGGCAGGCAUUCAAUAUUAUUGGAAAUUUAUUAAUAGAGAAUUUGAUCGUCUUCUAAAACUUGAUCGAAAACAACCUGACGCUGCCAAGGCAAAAGAAAUUAUGGUUGCUCUACAGCCCCUUUUGGAAAAAAUAUUUCAACAACAACAGCUACUAAUUCAACAUCUUGGUGGGGUGAAAUGUGUUCUAGGAGAUUACAACGAGAAUCGCAUUAGAUGGGUAGAAUUUUUAAUGUCGAUGAGGGAGUCGCUUACAGCUGAUCGUAGAACAUCAGUCCAUAUGGAACGUAUCAUAGCUUUUUUCGCUAACCUACUUUGCGGCCACAGCGAUUUUUGAAAUGUACGUUUGAAAUUUAAAAUUAUUUUUGAACGUCUACCACCUGUUUCUAGGUGCACUUGUGUCUGUUGCUAUACGUUGAAAAUAUUAUUCAUGUGUUUUGUUUAUUUUUGAAAUUGAAUAAAAUCAUUUAAUGAUACCAUGAUCAUAAGUUACUCAA
This is a messenger RNA of Contarinia nasturtii (swede midge), 1101 nucleotides long. RefSeq lists its product as uncharacterized. Lineage: Eukaryota; Metazoa; Arthropoda; Insecta; Diptera; Cecidomyiidae. The transcript is spliced from 2 exons. The record is from RefSeq and is a predicted model, not a curated record. The coding region runs from base 30 to 941 and encodes 303 amino acids.